This is a messenger RNA of Onychostoma macrolepis, 4533 nucleotides long. It is a transcript of the gene tmtops2a, whose product is annotated as teleost multiple tissue opsin 2a. The record is from RefSeq and is a predicted model, not a curated record. Gene Ontology annotation, biological process: visual perception; G protein-coupled receptor signaling pathway. Bases 514 to 1605 code for a protein of 363 amino acids. Gene Ontology annotation, cellular component: membrane; photoreceptor outer segment. The transcript has 4 exons. Lineage: Eukaryota; Metazoa; Chordata; Actinopteri; Cypriniformes; Cyprinidae. Gene Ontology annotation, molecular function: G protein-coupled receptor activity.
AAAGCUGAAUUUGUCUCAGAUAGGAUGCCUCUUGGUUACCGUUACUUUUCAUGAGCAUAUCUCUUAUUAACUCAGCAUAAUGUCAAGAUGAGAUGAACUUCCUUUAUUCGACUUCUGUCGGUGAGAUUUUGACUGUAUAUAGUGUAGCUGCAAUGUACAGUUUAAAAGUCUGCAAAAGUGAUUCAUUUCCCCGUUGACUUGCUUUAAAUUUAGCAUUGAUAUAGUCGCAGCCUUGAAUUGCGUUGCGACAGCGGCAUCCUCAGAAAUGACCAGCAAAUGAAGCUUACCUACAGAUUUGCUUGCGAUGGACUAGGAGGAUUUUUAUUUGGGCUGCUGAGCCCUGCAACUUUAUCCUCGCGCUGUGAAGACACUUGUGAAGAUUUGAUAUCAACAUUAGAAGCAUGAGGUGAAACUCUUCACGGAACUUCUUGUGAAUGGCACGGUCCACGCUCAGGUGUGGGGAAGCGUGCGUGCAAUAAAAGCCGAACAUCAGCCGAACAGUGUUAAGCGAAGAUGUUUUCUGAAGAAGCUAAUUUCAGUUACACUUCAAACGGCACGGAUGACGACUGGAGCGACACUCCGGCUGAGAAACUGUCACGGACGGGACAUAAUGUGGUCGCCGUUAUUUUGGGAUCUAUUCUGGUAUUCGGGAUCCUGAACAAUUUCAUCGUGCUCGUUCUGUUUUGUAAAUUCAAGACCCUGCGGACUCCAGUGAACAUGCUUCUGCUCAACAUCAGUGUGAGUGACAUGUUCGUCUGUCUGUUCGGAACCACGCUCAGCUUCGCGGCCAGUAUCCGUGGCAGGUGGCUGGUGGGGAAACACGGGUGCAUGUGGUACGGCUUCGUCAACUCAUGCUUUGGGAUUGUAUCAUUGAUCUCUCUGGCAAUCCUUUCGUAUGAUCGUUACAGCACUUUAACCGUUUACAACAAGAGGGCCCCAGACUACAGCAAACCCUUGUUGGCUGUCGGGGGCUCCUGGCUCUACUCACUGUUCUGGACAGUUCCCCCCUUGCUGGGCUGGAGUAGCUAUGGACUGGAAGGGGCAGGAACCAGCUGUUCGGUUACAUGGACGGCCAACACCCCGCAGUCACAUUCCUAUAUCAUCUGUCUGUUCAUUUUCUGUUUGGGAAUCCCCGUGCUGGUCAUGGUAUACUGUUACAGCCGGCUCCUCUGUGCUGUCAAACAGGUAGGGCGUAUCAGGAAGACAGCAGCACGGCGGAGAGAGUACCACAUUUUAUUUAUGGUCAUCACUACAGUGGUGUGCUACCUUUUGUGCUGGAUGCCUUAUGGGGUUGUUGCAAUGAUGGCCACGUUUGGACGUCCCGGGAUCAUCACCCCCAUUGCGAGCGUGGUGCCGUCCCUCCUUGCCAAAAGCAGCACAGUCAUCAACCCUGUGAUUUACAUCCUUAUGAACAAACAGUUUUACAGGUGUUUCCUCAUCCUGUUUCAUUGCAAACACAGCUCUUUAGAGAAUGGACAGUCCUCUAUGCCUUCAAGAACUACUGUCAUCCAACUCAACCGAAGGGCUUAUAGCAACACAGUGGCUGGCAAUGCACCUCCAUCCAUUGGUCUUCAAAACGAGUGCAGCACCCCUGUCUCAGGCUGAACCAAUCCACACAAAAUCACACCUUGAUAUUCCAGCCCCAUUCUAAACCUAAAUACUGUCCCAAAUGAAGCCAAGACAGAAAUCAUCUGUGUAGUGUUGUUGAGUGCCUACAAAUCAAAAGCUGAAAAUCAGAACUGUAGCAAAGUGAUCUCUAUAGUCGUCUUUGUGAUGACAAACUGUUGUCUGACCUAACACACACCAUUUUCAGUAAGUAUUUGUAUGUGACUUGUCAAUGUAAAUGUUACAAAGAGCGAGAAAAGUGCAAAUAGCCACUGGUGACUUGUUAAAAUGGAUGUUUAGAUCAUGUGCUGGUGCAUUACUUCUGAAUGUGCUUACCCCCUUGUUGUCUGUAUGUUCCCAACCCAUUUAAGGCCAGGUUGAAUAAAUCUACGAAUUUAAAGGAAUCUGGAAAACUGUAAAAUCCGCAACACAUGACUGCUUUGUAUUCUUUUUCUACCCUGCUCCUAAUCUCAACAUUAUCUACUGGAGAUCAAGCAUGGUGACAUUUGGAUCAUUAGUCACAUCAUUGCUUCAAAUGAGUCCAGUGAUCUAAGACAGUAUUUCCAAACUUGGUCACUAAUGAUAAAUUAAGAGUUUACCCAAAAAUGAAAAUUCUGUUAAUUUGACCCUCGUGUCAUUCCAAACUCUUAACAAUUUAACUAAUUUAAGUGUCCUAUUUGGUUGGGUGAAUUCAGUACAAUGGCACUAUAAGCAAAAAAAAGUGCAUGUGGUAAGCAAAAAAGAAAAAACAAAAACAAAAAACAUAAUUUCCACGUUUUGGUGAAAAACACUUGAGCAACUGUACAGUAAAAUCGUGGCAAACAUCAGUGCUGUCCUGUGCACCAUCCAGAAUGUCACACUCCCAUCCAGUAGGUGGCGAUGUACUGUCACUGUAUUGAAUUCAACCAAACAAAUAUUCAUUAGAGACUUCUCAAUCAGAAGGCUACAUCCUAGUAAAGCUGCAUAUCUUGGCUGCCACGUCUUCAAGCACCUUUUAAGUCCAUCUCAAUCUGAGGGAUCCUUGGAAGCAUGUUUCGAAGGAUGCAUCAAAUAUAUCCUUUGUGUCCUCCCAUCAACCAUAACAUCAUAUAAUAUUUUCAUAAAAUAAAUAUAAAGAUUUUUAUUAUAAUGCAUUUUUUCCUAAAUUCUUUUUUAAAUAGCAUUUUUGUGAUGUGACCUUGGGGGCGAAAACUUUAAUGAGAUUUACUGAACGUGUCAUUCUAGUAGUUAAUGCUGAGAGGAGAAGUCUCACAUAGACAUCUUUAGAUGGACUGAAGUAGGACGAUACAUCAAUAAUACCCCCUUGUGAUCUUUUUAAAGCUUUCACUUGUUUUGGAAAAGGCGGUUGCUAUGAAGCGACUAAAUGGGCCUGUAGAAGUUGUCAGGGGCAUUAAACCUCAACAUGCCAAAGUGUUAAACUCAGCUACUUAAACUCAUCUAGCCUGCUUUAACAGCCUCAUCGUGUUUAUAAUCACACUCUUGCAAACAUAAUUUUUUACUACAAGAAGACUGAAGGGUUUUUCAAAGCUUAAUGGUGGCGACGUUGAAAUCAGUCAUCCGUGAUGUAGUUUGUUUAUAGCGUUUGUUGAGCUUGUUUUCUGCAAUAAUCUAAAAGCAAAUGGACAGAUCCUACUGGGCUUUUGUUGAGGCAACCAAAAAAUAAAAUAAUGAUAAAUUAAAAAAUGUUGUUCCACAAAAAUAUGCCAUCACAGCAGCAGUCUAUUGUGAAGCACCCCAUCUCAUUUUGUUAUCCAAAGAAGAAAGUAAGUCAUGGUUUUGGAACAACAUGAGGGUGGAAUAAAUGAUGGCAAUGUGGUUGAACAAUUCCUUUACGUCAAAGCCAGAAUGGUGUGUUAAAGGUACACUCCACAAUCACUCACUCAAAACAAUGAAUGACAAAAAAGAUUAACAUUUCCACAUUGGAGUUUGUUGUAGUAGCAGAUAUUGGAUUACACCUUUAUCUACGCCCAUAUGAUGUUUGAUAUGUUUAGGAAUGUUUAUUGUCUGUUUGAGAAUCAUCAACUUUUAUUAACAACUCUGAUUCACGCAGACCUUGCGAUUAUAUGUUGUACAAGAAAAUAAAAGUCCUCAACCUUUGAUCAUUGCCUCUUUUAGAUCUUGAGUUUAAGCCAAACUUUCAUUCAGUCAUUAAGAUUCAGCAAUGAACUCACGCGGCAAGGGAGACAACACGAAAGAGUGUGUUGUGUUUGCAUGCAAAUGCAUUGGCUCUAUGCUGCCAAAGACAGCAAGGUAAGUAUCCUCUAUAAAUGUUAUGAGAGUUUGCUUUUUCCACAUGAAGUGCCUCCCUGACUGACUGACUGAAAUAAUGCCUUCAUGCCCCCGAAAAAUUCUAAUUGAUAUUACCUAGUAACACAUUUCAGCAUUUGCACACGCACACACCACACAUGUUGGGUUUCCAUGUUUUAUGGGGACAUUCCAUAGGCGUAAUGGUUUUUAUACUGUACAAACUGUAUAUUCUAUUGCCCUAAACCAACUGUACACCUAAACCUACCCCUUUCAGGAAACUUUGUGCAUUUUUAGAUUUUCAAUUUUUUUUAUUCUGUAUGAUUUAUGAGUUUGUUUCCUCAUUUGAACCAAAAAAUGUCCCCACAAGGACAAGGAUUUCAGAUAUUGACAUUUUGUCCCCAUAGGGUUUACCAGGACCACACAAACACACACACACACACCCUACACUCUUCAGCCAAAAAUUAAUUCAAGAGGAACAGUGAAUACAAAUAGACAUGAUUAUCAUUUGUAAGUCAGUAGAUACGGUGGAAAAGUAGCCAGAGAAACAUUUGAUCUUGCUUAAAUUAAGGUUGAAUAUGUGCGUCAGCUGCACAGCGUAGCAAAUCUCUCAGAAAUUACUGUCACAACAUGUGGCACAACAAUUUUCCUGAGCGCAAAGAUCAAAAAGUGGACAGAUUGUGU